Molecule: messenger RNA, 1902 nt
Organism: Fonsecaea erecta
Lineage: Eukaryota; Fungi; Ascomycota; Eurotiomycetes; Chaetothyriales; Herpotrichiellaceae
Exons: 4
Coding region: 1-1902 (633 amino acids)
Source: RefSeq, a predicted model, not a curated record
AUGUCAAGCCCGAUCCGAUCGGUUCCAGACGUGGGAAACACCGUUCAUGAGGAAAGGCACCGUUCUGCGCAGGACGAAGACGAGGACGAAGACGCAACCGAGCGCCAGCGGAGGAGCCGAAGAAUACAAAACUGCAAUCAGCACCGCCAGCAGAACGUGAGAGUGAGCCCCAAGACCUCCCGCAACAGCCCGCAACGACAGGAGAAACAAGCUGCGAACCAGCAGCGAGCCGCAAGAGGAGGACAGGCGCGGUCAUCACAGAGGCCAGCAGUGAAGCAAUACCAUCAUUGCAAAGAGAAGGACAAAGGCCAAUCUACGCCUUCACCUGCGGAACUAGGGACCCUAAAGAGCACUAAACGGCGACGUUGUAUGGAAACCAGAGACGGAGACGAAUCAAACCACGACAAAAAGCGUCCGAGACACGGGCCAGUGCAAUACACUACGACGAGAACCGGACCUGACAAGGAAGACUUCAUUGAGAAUUGGUUGGACAAAUCCUGCUGGUCUCGCAGAACCUCGACAGAAAACGAGCUACAACUUCUUGAGGCAUUGGUCAAUAUGCCCGCCCAUAAAGCUGCCUCUGUCCUUCCGUCUCCAGAUAAUAGUUUGGAAAGCACAGUAUCCACGUCCAAAAAGUCUGAGAAAUCCGCUGCAAGUGUUACUGACACAGAUUACCGGCAGUGCUUGGGUUACCGAAAUAUUUAUAUCAAUCGCAAUGAUCCUCCGGCACAGCUAAUGCAGCGAGCAAAAAGAAUAAUAUCCCGUUCACGAUCAUCUCCGGAAAUAGACGACGCUGCCGCUCAAGGGUUGAUAGCGACAUCGCGAAGAGUACAGAACGAGAGUAAAGAUAUUAUCAUCCAGCAAUUAGCGCCAGGUAUUAUUCCUGCUAUAAAUAAGAUUCCCGAUUCAAGAUUAGCAUCGAACACCAAACAGCUGUGGUUCAAUUCCGUCCCUGUCCCGCUCGACGUCUCUAUCCUAACUAACCCACUCCCUUUGCCUAAACCGAAGCCCGAUUUAGCAUUUGGAUAUUCCGAAACAGCCUUCACCCGCGACCAACUCGGGACUAUUGAUCUUCUCAUCGACGACCAGUUUGGCCGAAGCUAUACUACCCCCGAUCAGAAGAUCCGAUUUCCCUUUCUAGAGAUCGAGUUCAAAUCACAAGCUGAAAAUGGGACUCAUUAUGUCGCAACAAACCAAACCGCCAGUGCUGGAGCUAUCACCUUAAACGGCCAUAUAGAUCUGACACAGCGCAGCUUCAGAAUGGGAAAAUUCGAUUAUAAUGAACCACAAUAUUUCUCCCUCACCAUGGACCAUCAACUUGCCUGUGUGAACGUGCAUUGGCUCAGAGCGCCGGCUAAAGGAGAAGAAGGAGGACAACACAGCUUUCAUGUUGAAGGAUUGUCACAACAUCUCUUAGGCGACGUGAAUGGGAUACGAGCGGUUUCUCGAGCGAUUAAGAACAUCCUCGACCACGGUGCUGAUGCCCGGCUACGAACACUUUGUGAGGCAUUGGAUGCCUAUCGGAAGACGGUGGUCCGCAACAGGGAAGCGGCAAAUGCCCAGAAGCAGGAACUGGAGGUUCUACCCAAACCUCAAUCUGUACGUCUGAAAAGGGGGACGAUCCUACCACCCGAUCCUCGAGAGCGGCGACCACGACGCGCACAAACAACCAGGCGUAGGGGAGUGCGAGAUCGGGUCGAUGUUCCCGUUACUGCCUCAGCCAUCCAGUUGAACGAUGAUUCUGCGACGUCCCGGCAAGCAGCAUCAGACCUACACAAUGUGCAGUCUGAUGCGUACUCACGCCACUCACUUGAAGAUGGCAAAAGGAGGAGACUAAUUAUGCCUACACAGAAGGCGCUGGAUAACACUUUCGCUGAUGCAGGUCGAGAUCGGAAACAAUGA